This is a messenger RNA of Plasmopara halstedii, 936 nucleotides long. Its product is annotated as EXPRESSED PROTEIN. The record is from RefSeq and is a predicted model, not a curated record. Lineage: Eukaryota; Oomycota; Peronosporomycetes; Peronosporales; Peronosporaceae. The transcript has a single exon. The coding region runs from base 1 to 936 and encodes 311 amino acids.
AUGCUGAACGGUGAACAUGACGCUUCCAGUAGCGUUAGUGGGAAGCCACAAAGCUUUGAGAAGAUAGUGUUAGAAAGAGCUUUAAAACGAAGACUCAAGUUGCAGCACUUCUUAGUGCUACGCGCUUAUAAUCUACGGCGUCCAAACGAGACUUUACAUCAACAGUUUCAAUUUCUCAAAAGAUGUGGCGAAAAUGUCAACAAAGGAAAGGAAGUUUUGCAGCUAAAUGAUCUGUGUGCUUACUUGUCUAUUCCUCCGUAUCGUCGCCUUCUCCUCGUCGAAGUACUACAUCUAAACCCAGGGCAAACGCAGGUGAGUUACGAUGAUUUUGUGCAUUUCUUACAAUCGGCAGCAGUACGUGCAGUGGAUGCAGAGCGCCAGCAACAAGAUACAAGUCUUCCUCCUCCACCUUGUCGCAAACCUAAAUCAAACCAUGUGAAUGAAGCUCUUGCUUGUUAUGAUCCGUCACGCGUGAAUCAUGAAGUUACUCGAGCUCCACCAGCUCCUGGUGUCUGGAAGAAACGAGAAGUGACGAUUCAAGAGCGAUUUACAGAGUACACCAAGAUUGAUGACAAAGGUACACCACAGCGCCUUGUGGAGAAGGAACGACAUCAAACUGAAGUGUUGCACAUGGAGUCACCUGAUGGCGAGUUUGCUCAUCGUGAAAUCACUCAAUUUGAACAAACAGAGCAUCUAAACGACGAAAUUGUUCAUUUGGACCAUGGGUGUGAGGAAUUUCUUCACUUAAAGUCUCGGCAUGAUGAGAUUUCGCGAUUUGAGUCGUCCGUGCCGUCUGGGGGUUCAAGUGGUGGCGGUCGUACAGGGGAAUGCGAGCAGCAACCGCCAUCGCCUUCGAUCAAACGAGAUCCUUCUGCAACAACUACCUGGACAGUGAAUGAACGCACUGAUGAUAAUUUCGAAACAAACACGGAGUGA